Molecule: messenger RNA, 1338 nt
Organism: Colletotrichum truncatum
Lineage: Eukaryota; Fungi; Ascomycota; Sordariomycetes; Glomerellales; Glomerellaceae
Product: pectate lyase C
Source: RefSeq, a predicted model, not a curated record
AUGAAAGCAUCCGCUAUUCUGCUGGCCGCUCCGGCCCUCCUCUUCCAGAAUACUGUGGCUCUCCCGUGCAAGGACCCAUCGGCGGAUUGUGGUGUCGCCGGCUGGACCGGCACAAAGGUCGCUCGUCAGAACGCCGUCCCGUCCGCAUUUCCUGGGGCAGAAGGCUUUGGCAAAUAUGCAGUCGGGGGCCGUACUGGCCAGGUCUACAAGGUCGUCAAUCUCAACGAUUCCGGUGCCGGGUCCCUCCGUGACGCCGUCUCCCAGCCCAACCGCAUCGUCGUCUUUGACGUUGGUGGUGUCAUCAAAAUCUCUUCUCGCAUCGUGGUUUCAAAGAACAUCUAUAUAGCUGGGCAAACAUCGCCCUCAAGUAUUACCGUCUACGGCAACGGCUGGAGCUUUUCCAAUGCCAACGAUGCCAUCGUCCGCUACAUCCGUAUUCGCAUGGGCAGAGGCGGAGACAGCGGUAAGGACGCUAUCGGCAUCGCCGAAGGCAAAAACAUGAUAUUCGAUCAUGUGUCCGCCAGCUGGGGCCGAGAUGAGGUGUUCUCUAUCAAUGGAGACAACGCGCAAAAUAUCAGCAUCACCGACUCUAUUAUUGCCCAGGGCCUCCAGACGCACUCUUGUGGCGGUCUAAUACAGACAGAUAAAGGCGUCUCGCUAUUCAGGAAUGCCUACAUCGACAAUAACACUCGCAAUGCUAAAGUCAAAGGCGUCAACGACUUCCAAAACAACGUGGUUUAUAACUGGGGAGUCGCAGCCUACAUUGCUGGAGACAGCGCAGGUGCCAGCUAUGCGAACAUUCAGAACAACUACUUUAUUUCAGGAAGUGCUACGUCGGGCAAACCUGUGACACGCGGAAACGCGAACUUUCGGGGGUAUGUCAAGGACAACUUCUACGACGCCAACCGUGACGGCGUCCUUGAUGGCGUUCCCCUCUGCGUCUCCAGUACCUGCUACUCGGACAUGGCUAUUCAGACUAGCCCCUUCAAUUACCCUGGGCCUGCCAAGCUCCUUUCUGCUGCUGACGCAGUAAAACACGUCAUUGCUAAGGCUGGUGCUUCUAUCACCCGCGACAGUGUCGACAUCGCCCUUAUCAAGGAGCUCGAGUCGUACGGAAAGUCUGGCAAGCUUAUCUCCAAUGAGUCUGAAAUGGGAGGCGUCGGAACCAUUGCGGCCGGCACGGCCAAGAAGGAUACUGACGGCGACGGUAUUCCUGACGAGUAUGAGUCUGCGAACGGUCUCAACCCUAACGACGCGUCUGAUGGUAUGAAGAUUGGGGCCGGCGGUUACACGAACCUUGAGAUCUACGUCAACUCACUGGUUCCUUCUGUCUACUGA